AUGUUUUGGAGAGAUACGCGUCGUGCAAUGGCCGUCUCUUUGCAGAAUGCAACCGCAGCCUUGAUAGCUCUUGCUGCCUUGGUCUACGCUUUCGACAUGCACAAUGCUUUCCUGCACCAAGCGCAGAUCAGCUUCACAUCACAAGAAAUCGGGGAGCAAUGGGACGACCUCCGACAUCUCGGCGGCAACUCUCCAUGGAUACGCAAAACACGAGGCGUGCUCAACGAUACAGCAGCAGAGCUACCGGCAGGAUGUAUCGUUGAUCAAGUACACAUGAUGUCGCGACAUGGCGAGCGCUAUCCCACCUAUGCCACCGGAGAGAAAAUGCUUGAGCUUUACCAGCGCCUUCAACACACCAACCUCACGUUCAACGGAAGCCUGGCAUUCGUAGACCAAUGGGACUUUUUUGCACCUCACCCGAACGAUCAGCUUGAACAGCUCACGGCGACAGGACAAUAUGCCGGCACUCUCCAAUCAGUCUCAGCUGGAACAAGACUCCGGACAAAGUACGAACGACUGCUUGAGAGAGCUCUCGCACAGAACCAGACUUCAUUCUGGAGCUGCUCCUGUAAGCGAGUCAGCGACACCGCCCGCCUCUUCGCGACAGGCUUCUUCGGCAUCGAUUGGGAACAAUCAGCUACACAUCACGUCGUCCCGGAGACAAGAGAUCGUGGCGCCAACACUUUAACCCCCGGCCGCGCGUGUCCAAACUACGCGACUGAUCCACUGGGUCACAGCUUCGGGGUCAAGAAUUUCAUGCAAUUUCGCUCAACGUACUUGGCCGACAUCAGCACGCGGCUGAAGAAGCAGAACGCGGGGAUCGUCUUUAGUGAUGUGGAAAUCUACUCGAUGCAGGAGAUGUGUGGGUUUGAGACGUUGGCGAAGGGACAUUCGUCGUGGUGUGAUGUCUUCACGCGAGAGGAGAUACUGAGUUUCGAGUAUGCGCGUGAUGUUCUGCACUAUUAUCGAGCGGGACCUGGCAAUCGAUAUGGCGCUUCGAUGGGGUGGCUGUGGCUCAAUGCUACUGCAGAGUUGCUUCGGCAAGGCCCAGAGGCGGGACCUCUGUUCCUCAGCUUCAAUCACGACGGAGACAUCAUCGCCAUGUUAGCCGCCUUUGACCUGUUCCAGCAACAGCCACACCUACCCACGACACAGGUACCGCAGAAUCGCACAUGGUGGACAUCUGAUGUUAUGCCUAUGGGCGCACGUUUUGUCCUCGAGCGCUUCAGCUGCCCAGCACCACAAGUGUGCUGGGACAACCGCGAGUAUGGCUACCCCAAUCACGUCUACUGCGAGCCACCAACUAGCGACGUCUUCGUUCGGGUCAAUAUCAAUGAGGGCAUCGUACCGAUACCUGGAUGCGAUGAUGGACCAGCGGGCUCAUGCUCGCUUGAAAGCUUCAGUGAGCGGAUCAAGAAGCGCGGAGAAGAGCUUGAGAGCUAUGCCAGUAUUUGCGGUCUGGCAGAUGAUGUACCCACGAGCCUGGAGUUCUUACAGCAAUGA
Fulvia fulva is the source of this 1503-nucleotide messenger RNA. RefSeq names its product 3-phytase B. Gene Ontology annotation, cellular component: fungal-type cell wall. NCBI's taxonomy places the organism in Eukaryota, Fungi, Ascomycota, Dothideomycetes, Mycosphaerellales, Mycosphaerellaceae. Gene Ontology annotation, molecular function: acid phosphatase activity. The transcript is spliced from 5 exons. Bases 1 to 1503 code for a protein of 500 amino acids. The record is from RefSeq and is a predicted model, not a curated record.